GUGAAUUUGUGGUGUCGACGUUGUUAAAUACGGAUUGUUAUGAGCAAGAUGUUAGAGAUACAAAACGUAAGUUUUGUAUAUUUGCUUUAUAGGAAACGUGCAGUCAGUCCACUAUGGGAAACGAUUAAUGCUGUCAUAUAUUCUAAUUCAACAAAAUGUAAAUCUGACAGCGCAGCCUGGUAAAUUAAGUAUACAUAAUGCAAUAUUCCGGAUAGGACUAGUAGGAUAUUGCUUUAUUGUGAUAAUUUCCCUGGCAACAUCGUCAUGAGCCACCACAGUUCACUUAAAAUCAAAAUAAUAAAAUAAAUUGAAUUGAUCUGAUACAAUUACUCAUGAUUAGGCUUCUGCGUAAAAAUACUCAAGCUGUCUAGACUGCUAGAUAAUUGCAUUUCCUGGGGAAUCACACAAAGAACAGUGCUUUUGCAUUUCUGAAGUUCAUGGUAGUCUGGAUUCUGGUUCUUUUGGUCGACUUCAUUUUAGAGUUUCGAUUUGAGUAUCUGUGGCCUUGCUGGCUUUUCUUUGGGAGUGUUUACACCUUUUUCCACUGUCAUGGCCUGGUGGUGUGUGUGGUUUUCGUAUGUGCAGCAUUCACCUUGGAUGUAUUUUGUUUAAUCUUUGUACCUCUGCACUGGCUUUUCUUUGCUGCCAGCACAUAUAUAUGGUUUGAUUACAUAUGGCAUACAGAGAGAGGAUUGUGUUUGUCUACAGUGUCGCUAUGGAUACUGCUGGUUUAUAUUGAAGCAGCUCUCAGGUUUAAGGAUCUGAAAAAUUCCCAUGUGAAUGUGUCUCAUCUAUUUGCAGCACACUGCAUUGGGUACCCAGUAGUCUACUUGGGUUUUGAUGCAACCUGUUACUUCACCAGCAUUGUUAAACUGAGGAUACAGAAAGCUGUGCAAAAAGAAAACAACUUCUACAUGCAGUUACUGCAACAAGCUCUACCUCCAGGCCUGCAACUUUACCCAAGAUAUGAGACAGACUGUAAGGAACCAUCUAAGUGGAUGGCAAAAUCAGAUUGCACACAAUACCAGUGUCAGAAUGGGGCUGUUGUUACAGAUGUCAAGUACCUGUUAGACUAUUCCCAAAUUGAUUGCAAAGACACAAAUAAUGACAUGGAGGAUACAAAGCCAAAUGACAAUAGUUUCCAGCCUUCAACUUUUAAAGCAAAUGAGAGUGACAACAAGGAGAACUGCCUGAACAGAAGUCAAACUUGUGAGACAUCUGGAAGUUCUGAAUGUCUACCUCAAGAAGAACAAGGGGCUAAAGUUCAAAGGACUGCUAAAAAUACAUCGCCCAAAGUGCGUAAAAUGCUUAACCGUAUCCUAGUGCCUAUUGUUAAAGGGGAGAAAAAACAGAAAUGCUCGACCAAAAAUAUCAGUCCUAAUUGGGAGAUGAGUGAACAGAGCCUUUCAGCAAAUCAAAACACUCCCUCUGAACAGAUAAGGAAGCUGGAGCAGGAAGUUAAGAAGUUAAAGUCAGAUCUCCUGACCAAUAAACAGAGUGAACAAGAGCUUCGCAGUCAUUUCUGUAACCUCACAAACAGUGAACGAAGUCUUCGACCAGAAAUAUCACUGCUUCGACAAGCAAAUGACCUGCUACAGAACAAAAUUGCUUUUGUCAUUAAGACCAAGCAGAGAGACAAACAGGCAACAGUACUGUUAGAAAAGAAGAUCAGCGCAGAAAUGGAGGCUCGAGCGAUUAUUGAGAAACAGCUGUCUGAUUUAAGAACAAGAAAAACAGAUGAAACGUCUGCAGUAACUCAGGGUGCUCUACUUUUCACAACUCGGCAGGAACACACAGAAUCCCUAAAGAAAAAAGCUAAGGAGCUGGAGACAGACUGGAACCAACUUCAGAAGGAAUUUCAAGCAAAAGAAAGUCAAAUAAUAAACCUUGAAAAUGAAGUGGAGGUACUUUGCAGAUAUAAAGGCAUUGAACAAGAUAGUGAGAUGUUGCUGUCAGCACUUUCAGCCAUGCAGGAUAAGACCCAUCACCUAGAAUACAACCUUAGUGCUGAAACAAGGAUCAAGCUGGACCUGUUCUCUGCUCUUGGAGAUGCACGGCGACAGCUGGAGAUAGCCCAAGGAAAACUAAUGAAACAGGACAAAGAGAUUGGAGGAAUGAAACAGAAGAUUGCUGAAGUAAUGGCUGUCAUGCCAGACAUUACAUAUGGUGUUCAGCACCCAGUUACACCUCAGUAUUUAACUAAGUUUGUCAAUUCUGAACAUUAUGUGCUUGAUCCCAGUGCAUUAAUGUACCAGUGUCUUAAAAAAUAAACAUUCCAGCUUGUCCAUACUGUGCUGAAACCAGGCUUCGAAUGUGUUGCCAGGCCACCGUAUGCAGCCCAGGGUCUAUGUGAACUAAAACAAAUGUUUUUGUAGAAUUCAGUCUGGGAGAGAAAAGAGAGAACCCUGCCGUGUGAUGAAAAGGGUAUGAUUGCUGUAGUCAGAAGUUGUAACAAAUUGACAUUUGCUGGGGAUGCUUGUGGCGAUGUAGUUGAGGCACUCGUAAGUACAUCCGUGCAUUUAAAGGAGCAGCAACUAAUGUAAAUGUAGGUUCUGGUCCAUCCGUGGUCCAUAAACAACUGAUUAAUCUUGAUCAAUGUCCAUGUACUGUAGCUCGCAGAGAUGCAUGUUUGUAAUGUGUUACUUUCAGACGUUGUCCGAUUUGUAAAAUGGUUAUUUUAUUUUGUAGUUUCUUUCCAUUUUCACUUGUGAUGCUAUUGGUGAUUACGUAUUAUAAGGUUUAGAAUAGCACAAAAUGAAUUCCCAGCAGGGAACUUACGGCACUGAAUUCUUCAUAUUCCGUUAACAUUUGUCAAAACCAAGAAGUGGUUUGAACUUGGGACACUGAGUACACUGAAUGAUUGUUGGUCAUUUUCAGAAAGACAGGACUCCCUGUAAAUUAUUUGCCUGCUAUCUAGGCGGUAGAAGAAGAACUGCACUCAUCAGUAAACUGGAUCCUUUGCUGACAAGGUGUCCAUGGCUUGUGUUUUUGGGCUUAGAGCAUACAUCUUGAGUUCCAGGUGGAGUAUAUGUAUACGCCUCAAUUGCUGAUGCACAGUAUUGACAACCAGAUGUUUUUUAGGCUGUCUGAUCUUAACCGAUUGUGGAUCCUGAGCUGGACUAUCAUUCUAGGAUGGUCUGCUCAAGAUAAGCCAUUUACAGGUCUGAGCUGUGCUUCUCAUUGUAUGUGCUAUACAACUGUGGAUUGACUGCAGUUGGAAGAGAACUAAUGCCAUCUCUUCACAUUCAAUCAUGAGAGCAGUACUUUUGCUGGUCUGUAAAACUUUAUUGAUACAAUGCAACCCAUGCAAAGGUAUGUUUGCUUGGGUUAAAUUAAUAAUUUAUAUUUUCCCGUUUAUUAUUGAAAAAAGUUUUCUGAGCAAGAAGUAAAGCUGAUUUGUUUUGAUCGACUGGCAUUUUUGGAGAGUUGAUCAGCUUGCAGGGAAUUUAGGUUGGAAGGCAGUUCACGUAGUUACUACUACAACAUAUUUCCCUGCAGCAAAGUUAGUUGAUCAUCUUAGUCGAGCCCUUAGAUCAAAACUGAUUUUUUUUUAAUGUCAGAAUACAGUUUUUCUGUAAUCUGAAAUGCACUCUUCCCCUUCAUUUAUAUUGUAUGCAUUAUGUCAUAAUUUAUUUUAGUAUUAAUAAUUUAGUAAGUUUUAUAUUGUUUUAUGAGUUGGAAAUGAUAAAACAAUAAACUGAACGGUUUCAAUCGUGUACAGAUUUAUUUAUUUAUUUAUCUAUUUAUGGUUUAAUUUUAUACUGAAUUUCAACUUUGUUGAAAUAUUUAACAUAUUUUUAUGUUGUAUGUUCAAUUUUGAAUUAAAAAACAAAACAAAACAAAAAAAGUAUAUGGUAUAUAGGGAUACUUUUGACCUGAAGUGCUCAUACCUGUUUUGUAGUAUGUUUGAUACUUUGUAAAGGUUUUGUACUAGGAUAUUGUCCUUUGUAUUUUUUAUGUAAAUCUGUUCAAAAUGUACCUGUUUGUAAUUUGUGGACAUUUAAUUUACACUUGUAGCAUAUUAGGCAGACAGUGUGUAUUUUUUGAAUAUUACAAAAUCCAGACUGCUUUUCUAAUAAUAAUAAUAAUAAUAAUAAUAAUAAUAAUAACAAUAACUUUAUUUUUCAAACCUGAUAAACACUCUGUUGUAUAGACUUGAGUUUCGAGUUUAUUGUAAUCUGCAUGCAAACUUACCUUUUGGUCAUUGUGGGAUGUUAACUUCAGCCCUUAACCACAUAUACAAAUGUGUUAUUUUUACAACCUGAUAUUGAACUGAACAAUGUGAAAUGUUGGGUCGUAUUCACAAAGCUUUAACUCAUAGGUUAUUACAAUAACUACAGUUUGGUGUUCAGGAAACUGAUGCAGAAUAAUGUUGGGUUCUAACAGUUUGGACCAGAUUCUUGAAUAUCUAAACUAAUUUUGACCUUGAAAAAAACGUGAAGCUUUGUGAAUAGGGCCCAUCAUGUCUGACAUCAGGUAUUUUGUUACGUUUUUGAUCAAUACCAGAAUACAUUUAAGGGCUUGUUGAUUUUUACACCAUGUUCUGUUACUGAAAUGCAAAUUAAAGAGUUUACAUUUUA
Molecule: messenger RNA, 4580 nt
Organism: Acipenser ruthenus (sterlet)
Lineage: Eukaryota; Metazoa; Chordata; Actinopteri; Acipenseriformes; Acipenseridae
Product: macoilin-1-like
Exons: 11
Coding region: 438-2270 (610 amino acids)
Biological process (GO): neuronal signal transduction
Cellular component (GO): rough endoplasmic reticulum membrane
Source: RefSeq, a predicted model, not a curated record